UAUAGAUGGAAUUUUUAAGAAUAUAAUGGAAGAUUUUGCUUCUGAUGAGAAGACGAAUAAUUUUGUGUAUAAAUGUAUUUAGGAAGCAAUUAAUCCAUAAAAACAGAUAAACGGGUGACUUUUAACUGAUAGAAAGGAGAGAAGUGUUACCAAAGAACAAACGAAUACCGUGUUAAAAUGAUAUCUGAAAAUAAUAAUCAAAAUAGGAAUCGUCAUAUUUCCACAUCUGAACAGAACCUCCGAAUCGAAACGAAUCUCAGUACUUAUAUUAAUCAAAAGAUUCGAGUAUUGACUGACGCAUUCAGUUCCAGAGCUCAAAGAUUCAGAGAAAUAAUUAUACAGCCACCAACCCCUUCUUCCUCUCCACAACCAGAAGAAUUAGAGGAACCGCAAGAUCGUCCCAGACUCCAGUCUCUGAUACAACACGAGGAUGAUCCACCUGCAGACGACAGCUGGUUGGACGAAAUGGUGGACGUUUGGUGCUGUCAAUUAAAGCGUCGUUACAUCCCUACAUUUCCUAAAGUCCUGGAUCCUCAAAGCAAACUCUACAUAACUUGGUUGCUGAUAGUUACUAUUUGUUACUUAUAUAAUGCGUGGAUCAUAUUCUUCAUGGCUAAUUUCCCCUAUUUAACGAAAGAAAAUCUUCCCAUGUUUCUGGGAUUCGAUUAUUUCUCCGAUUUAAUGUAUUUUGUAGACAUUGUUCUGUUUAAAGUUCGUGUUCGAUACCUUUAUGACGGAUUUUGGGUGGAUGACCCUGUUAUGACGAGGAAGAAUUAUUUCAAAAAGAGCAUGUUUAAGAUGGAUCUGUUAUCUUUGCUACCAUUGGACUUAUUAUAUCUAAAAUAUGGAAUUAAUCCACUGUUCCGAAUACCAAGAAUAUUAAAAUUGCAAACAUUUUGGGAGUUCUUUAAUAGAGUAGAUUCUGUUACCAAGUCCCCCUACGUUAUCAGAAUCAUAAGGACAUUAAUCUACAUGAUGUAUUUGAUUCAUUUCAAUGCCUGUGCCUAUUACGCCAUGUCUUCUUGGGAAGGAAUCAAUUCUAACAGUUGGGUGUACAACGGAACGGGAAAUGCUUACAUUCGCUGCUUUUACUUCGCUACCAAAACUGCCACGUCCAUAGGAAUAGGGAAAAAGUUUCGACCCUCCAACGAAUUCGAGUACGUUUUCAUGAUCGUCAGUUGGCUGAUGGGAGUUUUCAUCUUCGCAUUUCUAGUCGGACAGAUACGUGAUAUAUUCGCUACGGCCACUCGGAGCAAAACUGAAUACAGGCAGAUGAUGAAUCUGACCGUUCAGUAUAUGAGAAACUUAAAUGUUCCCGAUGAUUUGCAAACGAGAGUGAGACUUUGGCUCAGACAUACCUGGGAGCAACAGAACACUUUAAAUGAAGAUACUAUUUUGGAUUUUUUUCCUUCCAAAAUGAAAAUGGAUUUAGCCAUCAAUGUUCAUUACAAUACUUUAAGUAAAGUUCAGUUAUUUAAGGAUUGUGAUAAAGCUCUGUUGAGAGAUUUAGUUCUAAAACUAAAGCCAGUGUUAUUUUUGCCGUUAGAUUACAUUUGCAUGAAGGGUGAAGUCGGCAAAGAAAUGUACAUACUUAAUAAAGGAUUAGUCCAAGUCAUGGGAGGAGAAAAUGGAGACGUGAUCUUAGCCACACUAUCGGAGGGAAGCGUUUUCGGAGAGAUAAGUUUACUGGGAAUUCCGGGAUAUAACAGAAGAACUGCUAAUGUACAAUCGAAAGGAUUUUCUUAUUUAUUUGUUCUUAGUAAAUCUGAUCUUUGGGAUACGUUGAAAAAUUAUCCCGAAGCGCAAGAAAUCCUUAACAGAAAAGCUAGGACUUUGAUCAGACAAAACGAAGCUUUAAAAAAAAUGGAAACUUAUAAAAAACUUCAUGCCGAAAUUAUCAUUAGAGAACCAAUUAUCAAGCCGACUACACCAAAAUUAGUUAAAACCGUGAUUCAAGCCCUUUCUCCGGAUUGUAAAUUUAGCCAAAUUAUAAGGAUGAAAUCGUUGAUCAAGUCAGAUACGAUCUUGCAAGAUCAACCAAAACUACUAGAACAGAAAAGCGAAAUUAAUGAUGAAAACAAGAAGCCCGAGGAAAAUGAAGAAGAAGCGAUUAAAGAUAUUCAGCAAGUGAAGAAAAUCGAAGCCGCAGAAGAUAAAGAAACGGCGAAAAAUGUCGAAUCCACGACUCCCAUCAAAGAUUCUAGCCAAAUCAUCAACGAUAUUCUUCAACUCGUAACCAGUAAACAAUCCGAAAAUGUGGUUAAAGAGGAAUUCUCUUCUUCGUCUCUGUCCUCGUCCAUUGUCAGUUUAAGGCGCUUGUUUCGUGUGUCCAGCAGCAGUUCCGAUAUCAGCCAAUCGGAUUCGGAUAUUCCUCCGACUGCUUCGUUUCAAUCAUCCAAUAGUACAAGUAGCUUGAAUGAUUCACAAAAAUCUAAUCUUUUCUUUGAAAAUUUGAACUUCUAAUAUAAAA
Messenger RNA from Centruroides sculpturatus (bark scorpion), 2470 nucleotides. RefSeq names its product cyclic nucleotide-gated cation channel beta-1-like. The record is from RefSeq and is a predicted model, not a curated record. Gene Ontology annotation, molecular function: intracellularly cAMP-activated cation channel activity; protein-containing complex binding; intracellularly cGMP-activated cation channel activity. Gene Ontology annotation, biological process: monoatomic cation transmembrane transport. Bases 178 to 2463 code for a protein of 761 amino acids. Gene Ontology annotation, cellular component: intracellular cyclic nucleotide activated cation channel complex; plasma membrane. Lineage: Eukaryota; Metazoa; Arthropoda; Arachnida; Scorpiones; Buthidae. The transcript has 17 exons.